Helobdella robusta is the source of this 522-nucleotide messenger RNA. RefSeq lists its product as hypothetical. NCBI's taxonomy places the organism in Eukaryota, Metazoa, Annelida, Clitellata, Rhynchobdellida, Glossiphoniidae. The transcript has 6 exons. Bases 1 to 522 code for a protein of 173 amino acids. The record is from RefSeq and is a predicted model, not a curated record.
AUGAAAGAUUAUCUUUCUCCAACAACCAUUGUUUGCAAUUUGGUUCCGAAAACUGAAGAACACGAAAAAUUUGGCGAUCUUGUUGGAACGGAUGACAUCAUUGAUAAAUUAAAGAUUACUUUGUUGCCAUUUAAGCUGAAGAGACUGAACUUGUGCUCUAGAGAAAUUCUCAUAUUUGGUCCGAAUUGUUGUGGGAAGAAUACACUGGCCAUGUGCAUUGCCGCCGAACUUGAUCUGCCAUUGGCAGUUGAUGGACAACUUUUGAAAAAUUUUGUUGAAAUUUUCAGACAGGGAGAAAAUUUUUCAGCUGAAGGAACCAGUUGUUGUUCAGAUGUGAAGAAUGACGCGAAGACCAAAAAACAUGAAGUCACAUUGUUUCAGAUUGUUGAUGCCAAACAGAAAGCUGAUGUUGAAGGCUCUACAGAAUUUUUUGCAUCAGCCAUUGUUUGCAAUUUGAUUUCAAAAACUGGCAUAAUACCUAAUGAUCCUAAACAAAACGAAAGUACCAAAUCUUCGCCAUAG